AUGGGAGGCAAGGCCUUCACGGCUGGUCCAGACCCCCUCUACACACCCCGGAUGCCGGAGCCUGUCUAUGCCGAGCAAAAGUCCCGGUGCCAUGAUAUCCUACGAGGAUAUUUUGAUGUCGUCGACUCGCCCAUCGAUGGACCCGACAAGGAGGAUUUCGGCGAUAUCGACGUCCUCGUGUGCGGGCCGAAGAACACCAAAGAAUCUAGACAAGAGCUUUUCGAAGCCGUCAGCAAGUCUCUCGGAGCCGUCAAGGUAAUCAUUGUUGCUGGUCAAAUCCAACUGGCCGUCCCCUGGCCGUCCCACCGCAAGGAUGAGGACAGCGCCUGGUUCAUUCAGAUCGACGUACAGGUCUGUGCCGACCGAGAGUCCAUGAAGUGGAUGCUCUUCAAGCAUUCUCAUGGGGAUAUCUGGAGUAUGAUCGGAUCCAUGAUCAGACCGUACGGACUUACCGUCGACGACCACACCUUGUCGGUACGUAUUCCGGAAAUCGAGGAGGGGAGCCGGAAGCUCUCCAAGGUGCCUCUGACCUCUGAACCCGACGAGGUCCUCGAAUUCCUGAACCUUUCUCCUCUCGAAUACUGGAAAGGCCCAUUCAAGAGCUUUGACGCCAUGGCCGAGUACGUUACUAGCUGCCCCAUGUUCUGGGUCUCUCCGGACAGUGAGAGCGGCUCAACCCUCGAUGUCGGUACUGAUGGGAUCGAGAGCACGGGAGGGGGCACUGGAGAGAUCGAAAAGGCCGGGGGGGCCGGGGAGGCAGUCGCGGGCCCCUGGAGCCCCGGAAACGCACACCUCAAGUCCAACGAACACCGCCGCAUGAAUCAGCGACCCUCGUUCCGCCGAUGGGUCGACGAGUUCCGGCCACAGUGCCGUCGUUCAGGGCGUUUCAUUCAGGAGAGGACGACUCGGGAAAAGGUCACAGACGAAGCCCUGGCUACGUUUGGGGCGGCGGACCGGUACUACGACAAGCUCCACAGCUUUCGCCUACAGGAACAGAAGGACUUGAUAUGGAACGGCAUCAUCAAGAAGGCCAUUCCUGCGCCCGAGGACAAGUCGGAUCACUACGCCCUGCAACGUCGUGGAAUCGCCAUCAAGGCCCUCCGUCGCAUUAUUGCUGAUGACAGCCUAGACUACGGGAUCUCCCGGCCGGCUGACGUGGUCGAUGAGAAUGGGCUCUUUGUCAUCUACAAGGUCAAGGAGUUCAUCGAGAAGAUCAAGGAAGAUGUUCUCGAGGCUGCCGAGGAGAGGCAUCGGAAGUCGUACAUGGAGAAGGCCAAGAAGGAGGCCCCGCAGGAGGAAUGA
This is a messenger RNA of Geosmithia morbida, 1302 nucleotides long. RefSeq lists its product as uncharacterized. Bases 1 to 1302 code for a protein of 433 amino acids. The transcript has a single exon. The record is from RefSeq and is a predicted model, not a curated record. NCBI's taxonomy places the organism in Eukaryota, Fungi, Ascomycota, Sordariomycetes, Hypocreales, Bionectriaceae.